AUGGAUGUGGAAUCAUCAAAGGCCGCUGCAAUGAAAGCUGCAUCUCCAAUGAAACACAAACGCAGAAACGUUUGUUUAGGGGUAACAGCAGCUGUGAUCCUUCUUAUCUUUGUGGUUUUGCUGAUCUUAGGAUUAACGGUGUUCAAGCCCAAACAAACGACAACCACCGUGGAUUCCACCUCCAUAAGUGACCUGAAGGUUUCUUUAGACAUAGCCAGGAUGAGAGUGGACAUAAACAUCAGUCUGGAUGUGGAUCUCUCAAUCAAGAAUCCAAACAAAGUGAGUGCCAAGUACAAGAACAGCUCUGCUUUCUUGAAUUAUAAAGGUCAAGUUGUUGGUGAAGCUCCAAUUCCUGGAGGUAAGAUUUUAGCAGACAAAACAAAACCCAUGAACAUAACUCUCACACUUAUGGCAGAUCGGUUGUUGUCUGAUUCACAAUUUUUUUCUGAUGUCACGGCUGGUGCUAUCCCCCUCAAUACUUUGACCAAGAUUCAUGCAAAAGUUAGCCUUUUUAAUCUGUUUAAAGUACGUGUUAUUUCUACCACUAGUUGUGAUCUUGUUGUUUUUGUUUCUAAUAGAACCGUUGGGGAUCAAAAAUGCAAGUAUAAGACAAAAUUGUAG
Dovyalis caffra is the source of this 621-nucleotide messenger RNA. NCBI's taxonomy places the organism in Eukaryota, Viridiplantae, Streptophyta, Magnoliopsida, Malpighiales, Salicaceae. The record is from the annotation of a GenBank genome assembly.